This is a messenger RNA of Penicillium odoratum, 1191 nucleotides long. RefSeq names its product glycosyltransferase family 2 protein. NCBI's taxonomy places the organism in Eukaryota, Fungi, Ascomycota, Eurotiomycetes, Eurotiales, Aspergillaceae. The transcript has 3 exons. The coding region runs from base 1 to 1191 and encodes 396 amino acids. The record is from RefSeq and is a predicted model, not a curated record.
AUGGGCCAGAAGAUAUUCAUCGGUAUAUCCCUGUUUGUUCAUAUAAACGCUCUAUAUUUUGCGAUUCGUCUAUUCUUCGCAUUAGUGAAGACAUUGCGAGAGUCGAAAAAAAUUCUAGGCCGACGCUUGCCAAUUAACUCGAAGCUGUCAGAAGAUAUGGAAGAUGAGACUUUAUGUGAUCCUCAAGACGCCAUUUCGCUUGAAAGUCUUGGGGUCAAGUUGCCGGUAGACAAGUUGCAACUUCUUCCCGUUAACGAGAUCAUUCAUGCGAUAAUUCUUCCAAAUUACAAGGAGGAUUUCGACACCCUCAGAACCACUAUUUCUGUUCUUGCUAGUCAUCCAAGGGCUGCGACCCAAUAUGAGAUCUACCUUGCCAUGGAACAGAAAGAGACUGACGCGGCAGAAAAAGCGGUCAAAUUAAUUUCAGCUUUCGAAAUGAGAUUUGGCCAAAUUCAAGCAACAUUUCACCCUUUUGGAGUACCGGGAGAGAUUGCAGGCAAGAGCUCUAAUGCUGCUUACGCCGCUAAGCACAUUAUCGACGUACACUCAAGAGAUGACCAAUCUGGUGAAAUGGACACAAUGAUCACGGUUAUUGAUGCCGACACGCACCUAUUGCAGGAUUAUUUUACUGAGAUCCAACGCCUCCACUUCGAUGACCUCGUCUCCCCUGGGCAGUCCUUCUACUCAUGUCCCAUCAUAUUUGAUCGAAACUCAGCAGAAACCCCCGUCUUAGUCCGGUGCGCUGAUCUCAUGUGGGGAUUUGCCGGCAUCUCAGCAAUGUACCCAGGGUCUCCAAUUUCAAUCCCAACCUCCGUUUACACCCUUCCCUUAUCUUUGGCAAAGAAAGCAGGGGGGUGGGAUAGCAACGCGUCUGCCAUCGGUGAAGAUAUGCACAUGAUGCUCAAGUGCUACUUCGCCAUGGGCGGGAAUAUCACAACGCGGGUCGUGUACAGCGCGGCCAGCCAAUGCAAUAUUUCAGCCGAUGAUAACCGAGGCUGGCGACGGACCAAGGACAUUUUGGAAGCGCGCUAUCGUCAGGCCCUGCGCCAUAUGUGGGGUGCCCUGGAUACAGGAUUUGCUAUCCGUAAGAGUGUUGGCAGCCUUACGCGUCCUAACUGGCGCUUAUUUUUCAGCUGGAAACAAUGGGCACUAGCACAUCUUCUCUGGGAAGCGCUCUUCCAUGUCACUUGA